AUGGACCGUAGGAUGCGCGUCUCUGCGGCGCUCAUAUUCUUCAUGACCACUUUAAUGACAAUAGCUGCCUUCGUACCCGGGGCGGAUGGGCCAGUGUCCAGACAAGACGCCCUAGAGGGCGGUAACACCACGUUGCUUUGUGACUCUACACCUGAUACAGCAGACGAUGAAUUAAUGCUGCUGGUGUGGUACAAGGAUAAUGCACCCAUUUUCAGCUUCGAUGCUCGCACAGAAACAAAAUGGUCGAGCAUAACCUUUAACACAAGUAAGAGAUUGCAAGCGGACAUACGCCAACAGCCUACAGCACUCGUGAUUUCUGACCUAAGAGGAGAUGACCAGGCUUUGUACCACUGCCGGGUGGACUUCCUUCUGGCACCCACCAGGAACAUUGGUGUCAAUUUAACGGUUAUUGUGUUGCCGAGUCAGCCGUUUUUUCUGGAUGAACUUGGGAAUAAAGUAGAGAACAAAAUAGGACCUUAUCACGAAGGAGAUACUUUAGUUUUAAGCUGUCUGGUAAUUGGAGGUAGACCACCACCACGGAUAAGCUGGUACUCUGGCGAAGACCUGGUGGACGCGUCCGACGGUGUCAGCGACAUCCCCGGAGUGAGGGAGAACGAACUAUACUUACCUCUCACUCGGGACAACGCGCAGUCACUCUCGUGCAGAGCUACUAACACCCAAUUAACACGGCCUGUGAUAACUGCACUUGAAAUAGAAUUGUACUUACCCGCUUACAACGUUUCCAUCCUCUGGGUCGGUGGAACUGAUGGUGAUGCCCUCCAAGCAGGCAAACCCGCGGUUGCGCGGUGUAUAGCACACGGAUCCUACCCAUCACCAGAUAUCCUGUGGUGGCUGGACCAUAGACAUUUAUCGCAACAUAGUAAUCAGAGCAUCAUUAAUUCCUCCAAUACAGCAAUUUCUCAUUUGGAGUUAACGCCAUCUGUCGGCGACAAUGGCGCAACUCUUGCGUGUAUCGCGACUAACAGUGCAAUGGCACCCGACAGAAACUCCAAGGCGGAUGUAGUUGUACUAAAUGUUACAUAUAGCCCAUUAGUAGAAAUAAUUAAAGAAGGAGAUGGAAGACUGAAUGAAAUCGUUGAAUUAGACACUUUGCAUUUGACCUGUGACAGUAAAGCCAACCCACCUAUUGAAAACUAUACUUGGUUUUUUAAUGAUAUAGAAAUGAAGCCAAACAGUAUAUGGGGCAGUGUGACAAACACACAGACUCUUAAAAUCCUAGAAGUCGAACGCAAGCACGCUGGGAGGUACUCUUGCGCAGCUGCCAACAGCGUCGGCGAGACUAGGACAGAAGCUCUUAGUAUUAUUGUAUACUAUCCCCCUGAAUGCGCAAAAGGCAUAACUCUAGUCAAGGAAACGUUGAAAUGCAAUGUGAACGGUCUUCCCGAACCCGAUACUUUCUUCUGGCACAUUCAGCCUUCUGGUGAAGAGAUCCAGCACUUGACCACUGGGUCUCCCGUUCUUCCGCUAAGCCAGGUCACUGGAGGCCUGUCGGGUUUACUGGAAGCCAGUUGUGAAGCUGGAAAUGGUAUCGCGUCCCAGGAUAAGCCUUGUAAGAGGGUGUUUUCUUUGGAACAGCUGAGACCACCUCAGCCGCAGCAAUGUGAUCUUGCUUAUGAGUAUGAAGAGUUUCAGAUGAGAUGUGUUCCAGUGGAAAACGCUACGUACUACGAGGUAUCAGUGUGGAGGAUGUCCACAUCUAAUGCUUCGCUAUUGCUCGAGAGGCGAGGGUCCAUGGGUUUUGGGGUCAGCCAGGCCCUCGCUCAAGGCGGUGGUGGCCCGUGGCUGGUCAGAGGACCCUUGGGAACGCUGAAGAUGGGAGAUGAGGCUGCAGCAUCAGCGUGCAAUAGAUACGGCUGUUCUAGACCGUUAUUGUUGCGUCCUUCCGAAAAUUUGCUGGAUGCUGCCGUGACACCGUGGUGGAAAUAUAAAGACGUCGGCAUUUCCGUUGGAGCUAUAGUCUUGGUCGUGCUUUUCAUCACCUCUACGAGUCUUCUCAUUCGGCUUAUCAGACGUUCCAGGAGAAAAGUUCCUGUCAUCCAAGUACUGCAAUUGGACGACGUCGCGAGAGACUACUUGGAUACGAUAGGAGAGCAUAAAGUACACGCUUCCUGCAGCCUCCGGUCGUGCAGCAGCGGAUAUUCUGAUGGCUCUACGGAAUCAGCACCAGCGGUGGACAGGCGGCGGAAGCCACGCACUUUGUGGGAGUGGGAACCGCCACCGCCAGAUGUCACUUUAACUUUGCAUAGAGAGAGCGCUGUUUAG
Messenger RNA from Leptosia nina, 2283 nucleotides. Lineage: Eukaryota; Metazoa; Arthropoda; Insecta; Lepidoptera; Pieridae. The record is from the annotation of a GenBank genome assembly.